This is a messenger RNA of Hipposideros armiger (great roundleaf bat), 1186 nucleotides long. RefSeq names its product RAS like estrogen regulated growth inhibitor (gene RERG). Gene Ontology annotation, molecular function: GTP binding; GTPase activity. The record is from RefSeq and is a predicted model, not a curated record. NCBI's taxonomy places the organism in Eukaryota, Metazoa, Chordata, Mammalia, Chiroptera, Hipposideridae. The transcript is spliced from 5 exons. Bases 467 to 1066 code for a protein of 199 amino acids.
GCUGAGAGCAAGUGACCAGCAGUCAGUCCCCAGUGGGCUUGUUUUUCAUUCCAGGAUACCUGUUGCUUUGGGAGCAACGCCAUAGCCAGGGGUCUUGAGCAGUUAUCCUCGUCGCUGUGGGUGGUGUAUUGUAAGAUGAGGGAGAAUUUCUGGUAAUGAGACCAGGAAAACUUGAUUUCAGAGCUAGAGAAGGAGCGGCCCAGAGAGAAUCUCAUUCCCACGACCAGGCUAGAUUAUUUGCUUCCCUAAACAGCUGCACUUUAUUUUAAUGAUAAAUACAGAAGUUAAAAAAACUAUUACCUUAUAAAGACACUCGCUUUUUUUUUUUUUCUUCCCAAGAGGAAGUGAAAAGCAUGGGCCUUGGGUUGCAGAUUUACAAUGAUAUGGUGAACCCAAAGGCUGAAACCAAAACGAUUUUCUCAGCUCUUUAAUUGGAACGACAGUGAGUUGUCUACCAAAACCCAGCAUGGCUAAAAGUGCAGAGGUCAAACUGGCAAUAUUUGGAAGAGCUGGCGUGGGCAAGUCAGCUCUUGUAGUGAGAUUUCUGACCAAACGUUUCAUCUGGGAAUAUGAUCCCACCCUCGAAUCAACCUACCGGCACCAAGCAACUAUCGAUGAUGAAGUUGUCACCAUGGAGAUACUAGAUACUGCUGGUCAGGAAGACACCAUUCAGAGGGAAGGACACAUGCGGUGGGGGGAAGGCUUUGUGCUGGUCUAUGACAUUACCGACCGAGGAAGUUUUGAGGAAGUGCUACCACUGAAGAACAUCCUGGAUGAGAUCAAAAAGCCCAAGAAUGUGACUUUCAUUCUGGUUGGAAACAAAGCUGACUUGGACCACUCCAGACAGGUCAGUACAGAAGAAGGGGAGAAACUGGCCACAGAGAUGGCGUGUGCUUUUUAUGAGUGUUCUGCCUGCACCGGAGAAGGGAACAUCACCGAGAUAUUCUACGAGCUGUGUCGAGAGGUUCGGCGCCGGAGGAUGGUCCAGGGCAAGACGAGGCGACGCAGCUCCACCACGCACGUCAAGCAAGCCAUUAACAAGAUGCUCACCAAGAUCAGUAGUUAGGCAGCUCUGUUCUCAUGAAGGCCCUGCUGAGGUGGGUUGGGGAAUUGGAAACGCUUUCUGGCCCUUUUUCCCCUUUUUAUCCUCCAAAAUAAAAUACUCCAUUCCUUGUUCUGACUCAGA